Plasmodium vinckei vinckei is the source of this 1851-nucleotide messenger RNA. Its product is annotated as fam-a protein. The record is from RefSeq and is a predicted model, not a curated record. Bases 1 to 1851 code for a protein of 616 amino acids. The transcript is spliced from 5 exons. NCBI's taxonomy places the organism in Eukaryota, Apicomplexa, Aconoidasida, Haemosporida, Plasmodiidae.
AUGAAUAAUGGAUACGUUAAAACAUUUUUUUUUGUUUUAAUUUUGUUCGUAUAUGUGAGCGAUAAAGUCCUUACAACCGAAUAUGUAGCAGGCAACUUGGCGCCACCCGAACAGACUCGGGACAAAAUAAUUUUAUCCGAAACAGAUUCAACAAAAGAACCAUUAUAUGAAACAGAUUCAAAAAAAGAACCAUUAUCCGAAACAGAUUUAACAAAAGAACCAGUAUCCGAAACAGAUUUAACAAAAGAACCAUUAUCUGAAACAUAUUCAAAAAAAGAACCAUUACCCGAAACAGAUUCAGCAAAAGAACCAGUAUCCGAAACAGAUUUAACAAAAGAACCAUUACCCGAAACAGAUUUAACAAAAGAACCAUUAUCCGAAACAGAUUUAACAAAAGAACCAUUACCCGAAACAGAUUUAACAAAAGAACCAUUACCCGAAACCGAUUCAACAAAAGAAUCAUCACCCGAAACAGAUUUAACAAAAGAAUCAUCACCCGAAACAGAUUUAACAAAAGAACCAUUAUCCGAAACAGGUUCAAAAAAAGAACCAUUAUCUGAAACAGAUUUAACAAAAGAACCAUUACCCGAAACCGAUUCAACAAAAGAAUCAUCACCCGAAACAGAUUUAACAAAAGAACCAUUAUCCGAAACAGAUUCAAAAAAAGAACCAUUAUCUGAAACAGAUUUAACAAAAGAACCAUUACCCGAAACAGAUUUAACAAAAGAACCAUCACCCGAAACAGAUUUAACAAAAGAACCAUUAUCCGAAACAGAUUCAAAAAAAGAACCAUUACCCGAAACAGAUUUAACAAAAGAACCAGUAUCCGAAACAUAUCCAAAAAAAGAAUCAUUAUCCGAAACAACUCUAACCAACGAGCCUCGACGCAAAAGAGCUCGAUACACAAAAACUCGGCCCCAAAAUAAUCCAUCCUUAUCAUCGUCAUCUGAAUCACUUUCAUCCAGAACACCUCGUCCCAAAAGAAUUCGACCCAAAAGAAUUCGACGCAAAAAGACUUCAUCCCAAGCUACUUUAUCCACAACACCACCAUCUAAAACAAUUUUACCUGAACCAGUUUUACCUGAAACAACUUCAUUUGAAAUAGCUUUACCCCAAGCCGUUUUAACUAAUCCUCCUUCAUCUCAUAUUGGAUAUAUUCCUGUUUUAUCUAAAGUGGAUGAAAUAUAUAAAGAAGCCAAGCACUUAUUAUGCACAAAACCAUCAGAAACAAAAAAAGCAAUGGAAGUUAUGGAUGAAGCUGUAAAGUUUUUAAAAUACUAUGCUACAACUCAAAAGGGCUACAAACAUCAUUGUACGACUUGUGAAGGCGUAAAAAUGUAUUAUAUGAAGAAUAAAAAAAAAUCCUACAUUGAAAAAUGCAAAAUUAAAAUUUCCAAUCCCAAUAAGUAUGAUGAUAUAAUAUACAUGCUAUGGGAUCCCAAUGGGGCUCAACAAUUCGAUCCGAAUUUUAUUUAUGGAAAAGUUGUCCGUUCAUACAAUAGAAAUUUGUUGAUGGUAAAAAAAUUUUACCAUAAUCCGAUGUUAUCAUCCAAAAGAUGUUUUUAUGCUUUAGCCAAAAAAGUUCAUAUAUCAGAAAAUACAACUAUAAUUGUCAUGGCUUCAGGAAAUAUAAAUAAUCAGAACGGUUUCAAUAGACCACUCUUUAAAAACAAAGUUUUAGAAAGUAUGAAUUCAUUCAAGACAAAUGUUGAUUCUGACGAUGAUUCUCAAAAUGGAUACUAUAAAAAGACGUUUGUUAACCUAUCUGGAUACCUCAUUAGAAAAAAAAGCGAUCACGUUGAUGUUACCUUUGUCAACUCGGUAGCCAAUAUGCAAAUUUUAAUAUUAUAA